AUUUUCACGUACUUCUAAAUUAACCCUACCGGUUCAACUUAUUUUCUUGACACUUUACUCCGGUCAUGUGGACGGGAACCGCCGCCAACACUGCCUCGGCCGCCACCAACACCGCCAGUGGUAAGACCAAGAAACAUAGUAGCGGACAACAGAAGAAAGAAGAAUUAGAAAGAGAGGUGUCGACGCUUCAGAAAAUGCUAGAUCAUGAAGAAAAAGUCGGGGAGCUUCUUAAGCGCACAUAUCAACAACAAGACCAUUCUGCUCUUCAUAUUCCAAAAUCCCUUCCUCCUAAGAUGAAGGAGUUAUUGACUGAACUAGCCAUGGUUGAGAAUGAAAUAACAAGACUAGAAAGCCAAAUCAGUCAUCUACAAACUGAUUUAGACAAAGAGAAAGAAGUUACAAGAGAAUCUAAAAUGAAACAAGCGCAAUUUCGUCAAAUUCCUGAUGGAUCUUUAGCCCCAACGACACCAUUACCGUUACCAAAAAAUAGAGGAUAUGGUGACAAAGUGUCGUUUGAGACCAAGGCGUUGCACUUCAUUAGUAAAGCUAUAAAGGGUGAUUAUAAUCUUAGAGACUCCAAUUUACAAGAGAAAUCAAGAACAAAAAAUGUUACUUUCUUUGAACAAAAAGAAAAUCGUGACAAUAGCGGGGAACUCGGGCUUCGUGACCGAACCCCGAGAAGAAGUGGCAUUCUAAAACCACCCUCACCUGCAAGAGAUACAAGACAUGUUAUUACUCCUAAGAGAGAGCGCAAUGUAGCCGCGUCUUUGGAUCCGGCUUCAAGCCAAUCUGAAGAAGAGAAUAUUGCAAAGUGGUCACCAAACAAGCUUUCAGAAAACAUCAUGAAAUGUUUGAUCUUCAUUUUCACUCGCCUUCUGAGGAUGUCAAGAACGCUUGAGCUAGAGAAAUCAGGACCAGUUUCUCGAUCAGCCACCUUUUCGAUGAGCUUUAGGGCUGAACCAUGCUUGAACUCAAAGGCUAGCCUGUUGCCUCAAAAGGAGUCUAGGCAACAAGACCCUUAUGGGAUCUUUAACCAAGAAGAUUCCAUUCCUAGAGACAUUGGUUGCUACAAGAAUUUGGUUAAGUUCACAUCCAGUUCUUUGGACCCUAAAUGCAUUUCAAGUUCAACAUACAUUCCUUUGCUACAAAAGCUGAGGGCUUACUUGAAUGGGCUGCAAAAGGUGGAUUUGAUGUUUUUGACUUCACAACAAAAACUUGCAUUCUGGAUCAACAUGUACAAUGCUUGUAUCAUGCAUGGUUUUCUUCAGUAUGGAGUUCCUUCUAGUCCCGAGAAGCUACAUACACUAAUGAACAAGGCAACCCUAAAGAUCGGAGGCAACACGAUAAAUGCCCAAGCUAUAGAACACAUUAUAUUGAGAAAGCGCGAACCCUCAAUCAUAGACAAGAUCUAUGGCAAGGCAGAAAGAGAUGAUAAAGAAGCAAUACUUCACAAACUUCAUGGACUCGACUCGACAGAACCCAAUGUGACAUUCGCAUUAUGUUGUGGCACGCGCUCUUCUCCCGCGAUAAGAGUGUACACAGGUGAUGGGGUUGUGAAUGAGUUGGAAAGAGCAAAGCUAGAGUACCUACAAGCUUCAAUUGUUGUAACAAGUGCAAAGAAAAUUGGUCUCCCAGAACUUUUGCUUAGAAACAUGCAUGAUUUUGCUCAAGAUUUGGAAAGAUUGGUGGAAUGGUUGUGCCAAGAAUUUCCUACUUCUGGUUCCUUAAGGAAAUCAAUGGUGGAAUGUUUUAGAGGAGUCAAUAAUGCAAAAGGUUCAUCCAUUGUAGAGAAGAUACCAUAUGAAUUUGAGUUCCAAUAUUUGUUGCCAAUGUAGGCAUUUGAAAAUUCCUAUGUAUAUUUUUGUGUAUAUAAGUAAUAAAUCAAAUAUAAUAAGACCGGAUGUAUCAUCUCAUUUUUUGAUAUAUUAUAUUUCAAGAAUGUUUUAUUUA
This is a messenger RNA of Helianthus annuus (common sunflower), 1950 nucleotides long. RefSeq lists its product as uncharacterized. The transcript has 10 exons. Lineage: Eukaryota; Viridiplantae; Streptophyta; Magnoliopsida; Asterales; Asteraceae. The record is from RefSeq and is a predicted model, not a curated record. Bases 66 to 1835 code for a protein of 589 amino acids.